Rubroshorea leprosula is the source of this 584-nucleotide messenger RNA. The record is from the annotation of a GenBank genome assembly. Lineage: Eukaryota; Viridiplantae; Streptophyta; Magnoliopsida; Malvales; Dipterocarpaceae.
GGAGGCAAGGCGCCGAGGAAGCAGCUUGCCGCCAAGGCUGCUCGUAAAUCAGCACCGGCCACCGGAGGAGUGAAGAAGCCUCACCGUUUCAGGCUGGAGCUGGCGGGUUUGGGGUGGAGGCCGGCGGCAUGUGCAGAAAAUUCAGGGGAAACUACCGAAAAUUGGAGAAACCAAGUGAAAUCAGUGUUAACCCAAGCCAAUUAAAGCUGGAAAAAGGGAGAUUCAUGGCUGAUUUUUACCAGGAAAAACCGAAAAUCACACCCACAAGCAAGAGCAGCCGGCGGGGAAGACAGAGCAGAGCAGAUCUGGAAUUUCCAGCAGAGAGGGGGGAAAUUUCUGGGUUCAAGAACAAGAAAAGAAGGAGAAAUCCAAGCUUUCUCACCGGUUUCUCAAGGCUGGUGCCGGCGGCUUGGGGGGGCUUUCGGGAGGAAGAAUCGGGAAGAAGAACAGAGCAGACACGCGGGCAAUGAGGAAGAAAGAAAAAAAUAUCUAAGCUUGAUCAUUAUCCUAAUUUUCGUUCUUUUUAGUCCCUCAACUUUUGAAAAUUUUGCUAUUAAGCCCCUCAAUAAUAUUUUUCUUCAAAU